Molecule: messenger RNA, 1276 nt
Organism: Cuscuta europaea
Lineage: Eukaryota; Viridiplantae; Streptophyta; Magnoliopsida; Solanales; Convolvulaceae
Source: the annotation of a GenBank genome assembly
UAUGUACCUUCCAAAGAUGGCUGUAAUGGCGACGAGGAUCACCCGAACGAUGACCCGCAUGGCCCGUAGACCCAAAACGAGGCCCUUUGUAUUCGGGUCGGCUUAUCCCGAUUCGUGUGGGAAUUCUGGGUCAUCAUUUUCGACCUCUGGAACGACUAAGGCCGGGGAGGAGUCGCCGGACAAGACCUUCGGGUUGCUCAAGGAUUACGAGGAUUACCGGCGGGGGAUGUAUGGUGGGCUGACUCAUAAGGCCCUCCUUGUUGAUGCAGUAGGCACUCUCGUUGUUCCCUCUCAGCCCAUGGCUCAGAUUUACAGGCAAAUUGGGGAGAAAUAUGGGGUGGAUUACUCUGAAGAUGAGAUACUAAAUAGAUACAGAAGGGCUUAUGAGCAACCUUGGUGUAGAUCUAGACUCAGAUAUGUGAAUGAUGGGAGGCCAUUCUGGCAGCAUAUAGUCAGUUCGUCUACUGGGUGUUCCGAUUCUCAAUACUUUGAGGAGUUGUAUAACUAUUAUACCACUAACAAGGCUUGGCAUAUAUGUGAUCCUAAUGCAGAGAGGGUAUUUAGGGCUCUUAGAAAUGCAGGGAUAAAGCUGGCUGUUGUUUCAAAUUUCGACACACGAUUACGACCUUUGUUGAGGGAUCUAAACUGUGAUCACUGGUUUGAUGCUGUGGCUGUGUCAGCUGAAGUUGAAGCAGAGAAGCCAAAUCCAACAAUAUUCUUAAAAGCUUGUGAAUUUUUAGGAGUAAAUCCCGAGGAUGCCGUUCAUGUAGGAGAUGAUCGUAGAAAUGACAUUUGGGGGGCUAGAGAUGCUGGCUGUGAUGCAUGGCUUUGGGGCAGUGAUGUCCACUCCUUCAAAGAGGUUGCCCAAAGAAUAGGAGUUCAGUAUGUGUAAGGCAGCGCAACAAGAGGUGGCCAAAAUUCACAGGAAUCAUGCAUGAAUUGGGACAUGGUUCGUUAGCGGUAGUCUUCAUGAUGAAGGAAGAGGAAGCCUUUUGGUGGAAGCCUCAUAUCGCUAAUUGGAGGCAAAUGAAGGGGUGCUGAUUCUUCCUAUUCAUGAACCGGCGUCAUGGAAUCAACGAGCAUCUACGAUUUGGAAGGAGACACUUAAAGUUCGUUUUAUUUAUCUUAAAUUUUAAUUUAAUUUCGUUAGACAUUUUGGCCAUGUUUGAUAACCGACCGUUAGUUGUUAGCUGAUUAUGAUAGCUGAUUGACAAUAAUUGGUUGUGUCAGUUGUUUUAGUUGACCAACUAUGUUAGCUUGUUGUCAGGAAAUGUUU